Molecule: messenger RNA, 876 nt
Organism: Octopus sinensis (East Asian common octopus)
Lineage: Eukaryota; Metazoa; Mollusca; Cephalopoda; Octopoda; Octopodidae
Product: chromosome transmission fidelity protein 8 homolog
Exons: 3
Coding region: 87-455 (122 amino acids)
Biological process (GO): mitotic sister chromatid cohesion
Cellular component (GO): Ctf18 RFC-like complex
Source: RefSeq, a predicted model, not a curated record
GCGUAUGUUGCUUCAACACCCGCCUUAAUUAAAUGUGUGUCUGUGAUUGAUCUCCCGCAAUUUUAGGCUGAAAAAAGAAGAAGAAGAUGGUCCAAAUAUGUAUAAAAAUGUCAUUGGGUCAAUCCUGUCCUGAGUGGACAAUCAUAGAACUCCAAGGAGAUCUUGAAAUGCGAUACCCUGUGCCAUUAGAGGGUAAAUUUAUUGGAGAUUUACAUUUCACAACUAAAGAACAACCUGUUCUUAUCAUUGGCCACCAUAUCCUCUACGGAAAAAAGAUGCAACUUGAGAAACCUUUUGCUGUUUUGACUCGGCGCCAUCUUGAAACAAGUGAAGAGACGGAUGAUGACUCAGCAAAGAGAGCAACCGAAUAUGGAGUGGAGGCCCUCAUAAAAACAAAAUUGCUGUUCAAAACACGACCAAAGCCAAUUCUUGCGCACGUUCCAAAGAAAGUCUGAUAUUUUAUGUUUGUAAUUAUUAUUGAAACGUGGAAAAUUUUAUUAUGAAAUACCAAAGACCAUUUCUCUAUCUCCCCAAAGUCUCUGUGGUCUGUAUUUUGGUAUAGCCAGCUGCAAAUCAUUGCACUUCUCUGAGAAGCAGCAUAAUAUUCCAAAACCAUUUUCAAAAUGAAGGGCAAAGAAGAAGUGAGGUUGUCUAUUGUCUUGUUUACAAGACCUACAUUCUUUGCAAGGAACUCUAGUGUUUUCUUUCUAAAACAUAUUGAACUUACUAUUGUAUAAAGACCAUUUAUUGCAGUUGAUAUUCUUUAAAACAGUUCUGUCUCCAUAGUAUGGAAAGUGGCAAAAAUCCCUUGUUUAUCUAAAACUUAUAUUUCACAAAUUUUUCAACUUCUCCCAAAAUUCUGCCCUAAAACUGGUU